GGGAGCUCGGCACUGGGGCGCCCAUCUACCCCCCCGCAGCUGCUCUUAUUCUGAUCCGUGGUAGCGGCCGGACUCUGCGGGGCUGGCCAGGCAGGAUGCAACCACCGAGCUGCCGCGGGCAUGGGUCCGGCUCUGCAAAGGCACUUUGCCAUUGGAGUCUCCCUUUAGGAAUGAGAAUGUGACUGUGGCCCUGUGGACAUCAAGUUGAAACAUUCCUCCAAGCCGUCCCCAGUGUGGGACUUUGGGUUCCCACUCUGGGCUGCUCACAGUUGCAGCUCUAACCCGGGAUGGCUUUCCAGAGAACUGAAGGCAUGUCCAUUAUCCAAGCUUUGGCCAUGACGGUAGCAGAGAUCCCUGUGUUUCUCUACACCACCUUUGGACAGUCGGCAUUUUCUCAGCUUCGACUAUCUCCGGGCCUGCGGAAGGUGCUCUUUGCUACAGCACUAGGGACAGUGGCUUUGGCUUUGGCUGCCCAUCAACUGAAGCGACGGCGGCGACGGAAGAAACAGAUUGCCCCUGAGAAAGGAAGUGGGAAGCCCGGAAGUGUUCCUAUCCCCAUCUUCAUGGCCAGAAGGGUUCCGUCAGUGAAGAAGGGCUAUUCCAGCCGAAGGGUCCAGAGUCCCAGCAGCAAGAGCAAUGACACCCUGAGUGGCAUUUCCUCAAUUGAACCCAGCAAACACUCAGGAUCUUCUCACAGUCUGGCCUCGAUGGUGGCAGUGAACUCUUCUAGCCCAACAGCUGCAUCCUCUGGUCCCUGGGAUGCUAGAGCAACUGAAGAGUCAGGGGCUGCUGGUGAUGCAAAUGCAGAGAACCUCUACAUUCAAGGAAUGGAGCUGUUUGAGGAAGCAUUGCAGAAAUGGGAGCAGGCCUUGAGUAUUGGACAGAGGGGGGACAGUUCUAGCACCCCCACACCCUGGGACAAUCUCAAGAGUCCAGAAACCAUCUCUGAGGUACUCUCGGAGCCAGAGUCUCAGAAAAAGGAGUUUGCUGAAAAGCUAGAAUCCCUACUACACCGGGCAUACCACCUCCAGGAGGAGUUUGGUUCAACAUUCCCAUCAGAUAAUAUGCUCUUGGACCUAGAGAGGACACUCAUGCUACCUCUGACAGAAGGUUCACUGAGGCUUCGGGAAGAUGAUGAAGACACUCUUUCCUCUGAAGACUCUUUCUUCUCUGCAGCAGAGCUGUUUGACUGCCUGCAGGUAGGAGAUCUCCCUUUCCAGCUCUCCAGGCCAGCUGCAGCAUAUGAGGAGGCCUUGCAGCUGGUAAAAGAGGGAAAGGUUUCCUGUCGGACACUCAGGACAGAACUCCUGGGUUGCUACAGUGAUCAGGACUUCUUAGCUAAACUGCACUGUGUCCGGCAGGCCUUCCAGGGACUUCUGCAAGAUGAAAGUAACCAGCUGUUCUUUGGGGAGGUUGGGAAACAAAUGGUGAUGGGCCUGAUGACCAAAGCUGAAAAGAACCCAAAGGGCUUCUUGGAGAGCUAUGAGGAGAUGUUGAGUUAUGCCCUGAGACCAGAGACCUGGCCUACCACGCAGAUGGAACUGGAGGGGCGGGGGGUGGUAUGCAUGAGUUUCUUUGACAUUGUGCUGGAUUUCAUACUCAUGGAUGCCUUCGAGGACCUGGAGAACCCCCCCUCCUCGGUGCUGGCGGUCCUUCGUAAUCGCUGGCUCUCAGACAGCUUCAAAGAAACGGCUCUGGCUACUGCCUGCUGGUCGGUUUUGAAAGCCAAGAGAAGACUUCUGAUGGUGCCUGAUGGCUUCAUCUCCCAUUUCUACUCCGUAUCGGAGCAUGUCAGCCCCGUUCUUGCCUUUGGCUUCUUAGGGCCCAGGCCACAGCUGGCUGAAGUCUGCACUUUUUUCAAGCAUCAGAUUGUGUACUACCUGAAGGACAUGUUCGACCUGGACAAUGUGCGCUACACCACUGUGCAGUCGCUAGCCGAGGACAUCCUUCAGCUGUCCCGCCGACGCAGUGAGAUCCUGUUGGGUUACCUGGGAACAGAGCCUGUCCGGGAGAUGAACGGGAUGUUGCCUCAUGAAAAUGGACCCCUGGGCGGGGAGCUUCAUUAGCCCCCAUGCCGCCCUGAGGAGGGCUAAUUCCUCUCCUCUGGUGCUCACCUGUGGCCAGGGGGGCUUGCUCUCUCCUGAGUGACAUGAGUGGCAGUGGCCCAGCCCAGCCCCUGGCUUUACUUGGUCCUUCUGCUUGCCCUCUGGAGGGCAUCUGCCAAGUCUUGGACCCAGUCCAUUGCUUCCUCUUUUCCCUUGCAUUAGAAUUCUAGGCCCCACAUCUCAGCUCAGAAGGACCAAUUUGUGAGGCCCCUCUCCUCUUCCCUUUCUCUUUGUCCCUAUACAUCAUACACUGGCAAUUCCCUGACCACAGCCAGGAAGCUAACAUGUCUCUCCUUGGGGGACAAACAAGGCAGGCUGGCAGUAAAGGUUCGUACAGUUGUCUGUGCCUCACUGGCUGGGCUUAGACAUGCAGCUGGGAUGGUAUGCCAUGUGAGGUUGAGGCAGGGAGGUGAGGGUCAAGUGAGCUUCUUGGGAGGCUGAGAACAGUGGAAAUUCUGCCCCGUCCCCUGCAGGCCGGGAGUGCCAUUGGCCAAAUGUCAGAGGAUCCAGAACUCGGGCAUGUGCCGUUAGCUGUUUGGGUGUGAAAGUGAUAGAGGGAGGAAGACUGUGAAGUAGACUGGGGAGUGAGAUGGUGAAGGAGAAUCACAUGUAACAGGGUGGCAAGGGUGGUGGAGGUAGAGCUCUAACAUUUAGCAGACCCUUAGGUUGCUCCAGAGACAUCAUUUGAUAUGGAAUCCCUGGUGGCUCUGGGACAUAACAGAGAGAGACAGAGAUUACUUUAAGAAGGUGGGGUGGGGGGCGGGAUGAGUGAGUGUUGGGAGCUUACUACUGAGGUACCUGGGAAAUGUGGGCCAGGCCCAGACUGGGAUUGUUGCUGCUUCCCCCAGCACUAAUGUGCUUCAGUCCCAGGAGGAAGGAACAAACGUUUCUUGUUUGUAAUGAGGGAACCUCAGGUCUCUCAGGUCCCCAGGAAUCUGGUGCUGGCCGAGACAAGAAAUAAGCGGAGUGACAAUUAGCUGUGAUAAAAUGAGAAUAAGAGACAAUGUGGUAGAGUGGAGAGAGCCAGCCUCUGAGUCAGGAAGACUAGGGUUCCCAUCCUGCCUCUGACAGACAUCCUGCUGUCUGUGUAUGACCCUGGGUGAGGCACUCAACCUCUUGGGGCCUCAGGCAAUUUUCUAGGGCUUCAGGUUGUGGACAGGAGCUCCUCCAUUGGUAGAGGGGAGUGAAUGCUCCUGAAAAUGAAGGAUACUUCCUAGCUGUGUCUAUGUGGGGUGGGGUGUCUAGGGGAGGCAGAUGGGGGGCAUGUAGCCCAGUGAGCAUGAGCAAUCUUCAUAGAAAUGAAUGUCACAAAUCUGAUAGGCUGUUUCUUUCCCUGGCCUUUGGGUUCCUCUCCUAUCUUACCUACAGAGAAUAGCUUAAGAAGAGAUUGGGGGUUUUAAUAGAGUAGGAAAACCAGUGGCCAGGAAGGGGACAAAAACUACAUAAAGGAAACAGGAGAAGAGAGUGGAGUGAGGUAACAAGGAUCACAGAAAGCGAGAGCUGGAAAGAGACAGGAGAUCGUUGACUCUGGCUCUUUCAUUUUGCAGCCAAGGAAACUGAGGCCCGAGAAUUGAGGUGACUUGUUUCAUUUAGCCAGUGACAGAGCUAAGACUUCAAUUUAGAUUUUCUUAAAUCUCUGGUCUACUGACCAGAACUAAAAUGGUUAUUUAGAGUUUGCCAAAUAUGUAUCAAUACCCCACUCCAUCCCCUCCUUCCAGCAAGAAGAAAGCAGCUCUGAGGACAAUCUUUUUUCUACACUUUAUUAUAUCAUGUGGAUGUUCAAUGGAAGGUCUGUCCAUCUCCUAGUCUUCACCUGGAAAGAUCCCGUGAAUAUUUAUUGGGUGUGUUACUUAGAAUAUUCCUGAGCUGGACCAUGAUCUGUAGUUUUGUUCCCUCACAAGUUGCAGAAGCCUGCUUGUACUCAUUGUCUUGACCUUAGGGUUCCAACUCCUCCUAACCACCAAAGUCAGCCCACUGGCUUUGUCUGUGCCAAGGCCAUGUGGAAUGCCUGCCAGCAUGGGUAAUGGGGCCUGGUAUUUGGAUGAAAUUCAUUCAUAAUUAUUGGCCAGUGGGUAGAGUUUAACCAGUACAAAAAAUCAUCCACUUCUCCUUCACCUGCCAACCAAACUUCUCUGAAGAAUUCAGGUGUCAUUUCAAGAGCCUUGUUUCACCAUUAUUUCCCUCACUAAAGACUGUGAUAUUACUCCACCUCUGCCACCAAAGACUCCUGGAAGUCCCCCUGGAAACAGUGGACAAAAGCCCUUUGGUGUCUUGAAAUGCUGUAGAGGCCAGUGCCCACAAAGCAGAAGGGGCUGCACUUUCAGCUCUUGGAAACUCCCUUCCCAGUAUCUGACAAUUGAUUCCCUCCUGGGGAAGCCAUCACUACCAAACCCUAGGGCCUUUGUGUUCUAGCCCUUGCUCUCUGUAUGUGUUCCAUCCCAACAGCCCCUUCACUAGGAUUGGUCAGGCACUGGGGUUGGGGCUCGUGGAACAGGGCAGAUGUCUGGAAGAAAAGAUGACAGGUAAAUGACAAGUUUUUUUACCCUUGUUUUCUUGGGAAACUUUUAAAUAGAUGUAUUUCUCAGUACUUUUUAUUCAACCAGAGAGCAAAACAAAUACUCUUGUCAGUGUAGUCUGAGUUUAGAGAGCUGUAUUUGGUGUUCCAGCCAACACAGUUGGCCACUAUAGAUAAGUUACAUUAGUAUUUCUCUAAACUAUUCUCAUGUUCAAGAGUUUCUAUUUUAGCUCUGCAGACUCACUUCACUCACAGCGAUUACAGCAUUGGGCUUAAGUAGGACUUUAAAAAAAAAUGCCUUAAAGGAGGGCAGAAAAGUUGGAUUGUCCCUUAAAUUGAAACAGCUUAAAAAAGUUGGUUUUUGGAUGUUUGGGGUUUCUUAAAGUCUCAAGAACUGUCUUUUUGGGAGAAGGAUCCUGAGUCGAAUUUUAAGGAAAAUAGAAAGAUUGGAAUGAGAUUUUAUAAAAUGUAUACAUUUGCCUUCCUGAUAGGUUUUAUUGUUUGCCUGUCCCUUCUCUGAGCCACCCAUACUUCCCAGACCAUUCCAGCAAUUCUUCAUAGCUUUUUGAUCACAAAUUUGCCUCUGUGGACAUUAGCCUGAGGGCAGUGUGCUUCAUAAUUGGAGGUGGUCUUCCCUUAAUCUCCAUUCCUCAGACCAGCUCUUUGUUGUCACUCUCACAAAAUCUAUGAAUGUAAUCUUGUGCUUGAUUCCAUCUCCCUUUGUUUUCCCUUCUGAUCUCACAAAGGUAAAGUUACAUUUCUCUUGAUUUUGUUUACAUAUCCAUGAACUGCCUCUGAUUUGCAGCUUUUGCCUUUUGUAUGGUAGAUGGAGUGCAUUGACUGGAGUCAAAUAAAAAAAUUAAACAAAACAACAUUUCUUUCACUCUUUCCCUGGCACUGUCUGGGCCUGUGUGUGAUUCCCUUUUUGUAGGAGUUAAGGGGGGACCAUCUCCUCCGGCAUUAGAGUAGUUUCUGAAGGAAAACGAGUUACUAAGUCACUUAGAAAUUGUAUUCCUUGUUUCACUGGCAGGUGGCAAGAAGUCUCUGGGCUACUUUAGAUUAAUAGCUAGUCCAACCCCUUCCUUGUGCAAUCGGGGAAACUGAGGCCUAGUG
This is a messenger RNA of Dromiciops gliroides (monito del monte), 5733 nucleotides long. It is a transcript of the gene MIGA2, whose product is annotated as mitoguardin 2. The coding region runs from base 288 to 2066 and encodes 592 amino acids. NCBI's taxonomy places the organism in Eukaryota, Metazoa, Chordata, Mammalia, Microbiotheria, Microbiotheriidae. The record is from RefSeq and is a predicted model, not a curated record. The transcript has 16 exons. Gene Ontology annotation, biological process: mitochondrial fusion.